AUGCCUCCGACACUGGAAAUCCUGACGAUCAUCGCGGACGGGCUUCGCGGUGUGCGACUGGACUUUGGCGUGAACGUCAACUUCGAGGACCGCUACCACCUCGUGCGCAUAGAGCUCAUCCGGAUGACAUUCGCGCUCGAGAAGCAGCGGCGCGAGUGGCUGCCCGCGGAGCGGCGGGAGGUGUUUCGUAAGGAGUAUUCUAGGUGCGCUUUGAUGCGGAUUUCUCGCGACUUGUCGGACUGGCGCCAGCGAAGGCCGUCCGCGUCGUUUGGCGGUGCGCGGGCGAGGAGGGCUGAGGCGAAGCGAAUGUUCCACCAAGCGCGUGAUUUGCGGAUGCAGGUGGAGAGGGAAGUCAUGGAUGCAUUGUGGAGGCAGCAGCAGCAGCAGCAAUUGGCAUCACGGUCUAGUGUAGAAACAGAACACUCAUCCAUUCCUUUAUAGAUCUUCCUCGAUAUGCUCAUCUUGUAUUCGUUUCGUCGUCUGCUUCAUUUCGUACAGUGUGCGAUUGACAUUUGCAUCAUUAUUAUCCAC
Messenger RNA from Mycena citricolor, 531 nucleotides. The record is from the annotation of a GenBank genome assembly. Lineage: Eukaryota; Fungi; Basidiomycota; Agaricomycetes; Agaricales; Mycenaceae.